AGUGAUGGAGACCUGGGCUAUGAUAUCUUCGUUCCAUCUUCCUCGGCUUCACGUGGAGCCACUAACUCCUAGCCCUCUGUACAUACUAGUACAUCAUGUUGCCCGUGGCUACCUUAUGUACGAGUGUGGAGUGUGUGGACGCGUGGAACGCAAGCAUCUCCCUUCUCCCACGUGGUCCCCUCCCUCUGAACCGAUGCAUCCGAACCCAAACUUCGGCUGCCCUAACGAUUAGAAAACCGAGCACCCCCCAUCGAAUUAGGUAUUUGUCACUCCAGAUUAUGCCCAAACAACGACAAGAAUGUAUAGCGACAGGGGUAUUCCUUCCUUCUUUUCUUGUUCACUCCUCGUCCUAUUUAUCCUCAUUAUUCGCCCGAGAACCAAUAACAGCGCGCAAUCAAGCUGAACCUCCUCGGCACACUCUCGGUAUCGGGUUCUUAACCCCGAGUUCAGCUCGAGACAAGGACUGGACUGGGUGGAGAUCAUGCCACCCAUGCCCCACCCCACGACCUCCGUUCGAUGGGAACCAAAAAGUCAAUCACAAACACUUCGUCUUUUCAUAUCGGGGUGCAGACGUCACGUGCGUUCGAGGUACAUACAUUAGAAACUCGAAGAGAGAGUGGCAACGGAUCAUCUCAAAUCUUGCACGCUUCCCCCGCCCAAAGUGAAAAACAGGCUGCCCGGCUCAUCCGGUUGCAAAACACACCAUCUUGGGGCAGCAGGAUCGGGGCUACCGGGGGGGGGAAACAAUGGCAAGGCAAACCCAACAAAUCGAGAUCGGAUCGUGGCGAGCAUGUGGUUCCUCCACUGCUCCCGACUGGAACCCGACAUGAAAACUGAUAUCCCUGCUGCGCUAAUCCGUACUGAGGAAAGUCGCGAUUCGGAGAGUCGCCCUUCGCCAGGACCCUGUCC
Messenger RNA from Chaetomium fimeti, 909 nucleotides. RefSeq lists its product as uncharacterized. The coding region runs from base 96 to 665 and encodes 189 amino acids. NCBI's taxonomy places the organism in Eukaryota, Fungi, Ascomycota, Sordariomycetes, Sordariales, Chaetomiaceae. The transcript has a single exon. The record is from RefSeq and is a predicted model, not a curated record.